CCUUUAGUCACCCGACCGAACCAACCGGGCAAAGAGGCAAGAAGUUCCGCGUGCGCCAAGUGGCUGUAAGCCUGAAUGCAGCUAGGAGAAUGCAGCCCGGAACGAGAUGUUCGAGAUUCUGUUCGCCGAUAAUAGUGCUACUGCUGCUGGCCUGCGUGAUAGACGAUACUGGCGGCACUUGGAAAAGGCGGGAGGACAAGACCAAGUGCCCUAAAGUCAAGGGCAUACGAAAUUUUGACAUAUCCGAGUUCCUUGGGUCGUGGUACAUAGUGCAGUAUUAUGCAAGCUCAGAAGAGGCACUCGCGUACAGAUGCAUGCGAGCCGAACUUUCAAUUUCGUCCGAAAGCACGGAAGUCACGAUGAAUUUCACUUACAGUUUUACGGACGAUCCGAUCAACGAACAACUCGUUGGUAACAUCACCUGGAAAAUUCCAUCGUCCGAACUACCUGCCCACUGGGUGCACGCCGAGUAUCCAUAUGAGGGUGUGUACAAUACGUACGUAUUAGACUCAGAUUACAAAUCAUGGGCACUGCUCAUGCACUGUGCAGAACAGAGCAAGAGUCCUCGAUACUUGUCCAGUUUCAUCAUGAGUAGACAACCGAGUCUCGGAGCUAACGUUAUUUCUUAUCUUCGUGAAAAGUUACCCAGGUACGAUAUCGAUCUGGAGUAUAUGUUCCCCAUGGAUCAGCAGCAGUGCAAUAAAACGGAAGCUUCGGAGCUAGAUCUGAUAAUUCCACCAUCUACGAUGUUCAGGAAAGAUUACGCCUUGCGAAAACACCCGUUAAAGAAGAAACAUCGACGUCUUUAAAUCGAAUUUUUCUAUUAUUAUUGUCGAUAGGAGGGAGUUUAGUGUGUUCUGUUCAUCGCUAGAAAAUCUUUUUAAAAAUUGCAAUUCUAAGGAGUCGUUAAAUUUUUCCUGACACCUAUCGAAAGUAAAUUGCGAGCAUAUUGUUAAAUUUCUGGCACAUCGAUUGAAUAUAUCUCAAAAAACGCAACACACGAUGUGAUAAAUUAUGCGUUUACGCUAUAAUACUCACACAUUACGAUCAGGCUGUUAGGAAUGAUCACGAACUAGUCUAUUAAAAUAUAAAGUACCCGGGUAUCUUAAAGUUCAGAUAUGUAUAUGAUUCGAGCGUGUGUUUAUAUAAAUAAACUUGUGAUUGAAUUAUGUGAUUAAUUUAGGUACUUAGAAGUUUAAGAUGUAAAGAGUAU
This is a messenger RNA of Colletes gigas, 1213 nucleotides long. RefSeq names its product apolipoprotein D (gene Karl). Lineage: Eukaryota; Metazoa; Arthropoda; Insecta; Hymenoptera; Colletidae. The record is from RefSeq and is a predicted model, not a curated record. The transcript is spliced from 4 exons. Bases 90 to 809 code for a protein of 239 amino acids.